UAUUUCUUGCAUUUUUCUCUUUUAAAGGACUCUAAACGGCAGUAACUUUCUUUAGACAAUCCCCUUCAAUAGAGAAGCUUGAAAGGAAGGACAAAUAGAGAGAGAAAUCUCUAGUUUCCACUGCUUCCAUGUCUGCAAUAGAGCUUCUUCUUUUGCUCUCUUCAGCAAUUCUAGCUUUCAUUUUCAUAUGGAAUUCCAGAAAAAAGAAAAGAAUGUCUCUUAAACUCCCACCAGGGAACGUUGGUUGGCCUUUACUUGGUGAAACGAUCGGUUAUCUGAAGCCUCAUGCUGCAACUUCCGUCGGAGAAUUCAUGGAGCAUCAUAUAUCGAGGUUUGGAAAGAUCUACCGGUCGAAUUUGUUUGGUGAGCGUACGAUUGUUUCAGCAGAUGCCGGUCUGAACCGGUUUAUAUUGCAGAACGAGGGGCGAUUGUUCGAGUGCAGCUACCCAAGAAGUAUUGGUGGGAUUCUGGGAAAAUGGUCCAUGUUGGUUUUGGUUGGGGACAUGCAUAGAGACAUGAGAAUGAUAUCUCUCAACUUCAUGAGCAACACAAGGCUCCGAACACAUAUGUUGCGAGAUGUGGAGUGGCAUACGUUGCAGGUUUUAGGAUCUUGGAUACCGAAUUCCACAAUUUCAGCUCAGGAGGAGGCAAAGAAGUUUACAUUCAAUCUGAUGGCGAAACAUAUCAUGAGCAUGGAUCCAGGAGAGGUCGAGACGGAGCAGCUGAAGAGAGAAUACAUCACCUUCAUGAAAGGAGUGGUAUCUGCUCCUUUGAAUUUUCCAGGAACUGCAUAUAGAAAGGCCUUACAGUCGAGGUCGAUCAUCCUUAGAUUUAUAGAACAAAAGAUGGAAGAGAGACUCCACAAGAUGAGUGAUGAAGACAAGAAUGUAGAGGAGGAUGAUCUCCUUGGGUGGGUUUUGAAGCAAUCCGAUCUUUCAACUGAACAGAUACUCGAUCUGAUACUGAGCUUGCUUUUCGCUGGCCAUGAAACUUCAUCAGUAGCCAUAGCUUUAUCUAUCUACUUUCUAGAAGGAUGUCCCAAGGCAGUUGAGCAAUUAAGGGAAGAACACCUUGAAAUUGUUAGAAUCAAGAAGGAAAAAGGAGAGUCUGAUAUGAAUUGGGAAGAUUACAAGCAAAUGGAUUUCACCCAAUGUGUUAUCAAUGAGACACUCAGACUAGGGAACGUGGUCAGAUUCGUUCACCGGAAGGCGCUUCGAGACGUCCGGUACAAAGGCUACGACAUUCCAUGUGGGUGGAAAGUUCUUCCGGUCUUUACAGCAGUGCAUUUGGAUCCGUUGCUCUACGACGAUCCUCAACAGUUCAAUCCUUGGAGAUGGCAGAAGGGUUCAUCUAGUGCAGUGUCUACAAGCAACUUCAUGCCAUUCGGAGGCGGGCCACGCUUAUGUGCCGGGUCAGAGCUUGCAAAGUUAGAGAUGGCCGUUUUCAUUCACCACCUCGUAUUAAAUUACCAUUGGGAACUUGCAGAACCCGACCAAGCCCUCGCCUUCCCAUUCGUCGAUUUCCCUAAAGGUCUACCUAUCAAAGUCCACACCCUCAAACAAGGGAUAAAAUUCUCAAAAAAUUAGAAAAAGAGCUAAGUCCAAAAAUCCAAUUUCCUCCUCUCAAUUGGAACCUCUCGUUUCAAAUGGGACCCGUAAAAGAGAGAAAGAAAGAAAAGAAAAAGAGGAUAAUAGGAAAAUAUCUAAAGUUUGCUAAACAACUUAUAACCACUUAUAUGUGGAUAAGUGGCACUGACAAGGUUAUGGUUUUAAGUCUUCAGUUCACGUCUUCCAAUGAAUCUGAAAAAGUUAUUUGGCUGCAAGAAUGGGAAAAGGAAAUA
Molecule: messenger RNA, 1840 nt
Organism: Magnolia sinica
Lineage: Eukaryota; Viridiplantae; Streptophyta; Magnoliopsida; Magnoliales; Magnoliaceae
Product: cholesterol 22-monohydroxylase CYP90B51
Exons: 8
Coding region: 129-1586 (485 amino acids)
Biological process (GO): sterol metabolic process
Molecular function (GO): iron ion binding; oxidoreductase activity, acting on paired donors, with incorporation or reduction of molecular oxygen; monooxygenase activity
Source: RefSeq, a predicted model, not a curated record